AUGGAACUCUGCGCUAAUCCUGACUGUCGAAGGGACGAAUGCGUUCAACGUUCAACCAUCAAUAUCCACGUAUUCUCAUCACUUACACCUCGCCUACCAUUUAUGUGGUACAUCCGAGCAAAAAAUGGCCACUUUGUAUAUGGAGAUGAUUCUCAUCUCUGUCAUUUGACCCGGGCGUCCGAGGUUCCACUUCUUCGGGCUGUCAGACUGGGAGCCAAGAGGUUUGAUUGGAAAGAAUUCGAUGCAUUUGCACCGAUUGAGCCGGAGGAUUUUGACCAUUACAUGAUCUUCAAAUGUGCCGACGUCCCCGACUCCAGUUGCUAUAUGAUCGAAUAUUUUCUCCGUAGACUGCACAACAAUCUCGAUGACGGGCCUGAUCCCGAGGAGGAGGGGGACGAGGACGAGGAUGAGACCGAUGAUGAAAACAGGGAUGAUUCGCUGAUUGAUUCUGAUUAA
Messenger RNA from Psilocybe cubensis, 456 nucleotides. RefSeq lists its product as uncharacterized. Bases 1 to 456 code for a protein of 151 amino acids. NCBI's taxonomy places the organism in Eukaryota, Fungi, Basidiomycota, Agaricomycetes, Agaricales, Agrocybaceae. The record is from RefSeq and is a predicted model, not a curated record. The transcript is spliced from 2 exons.